AUGAAUACAGAUCAGUCUCUCGCUACAGUGCUCCCUAAGCAGCCCGGAAAGACCACAAAACGACUUCAUUUGGACGGGGAUAGUGCACUGCCCUCGGUAGACAUUAUGUUGCCGUGCUGUGGGGAGCCACUGGAUAUUAUUCUCGACACCAUUCGCGCCGUUUGCGUCAUGGACUACCCCCAAUCCGCGUUUCGAGUUCUUGUUUUGGACGAUGGAAAUUCUAUUGAGCUGCGGCAAGCAGUAGAAGAGCUGCAUAAUACCUGGCCGAAUCUACUCUACGAUAGCCGAGGAACCAAGCCGAGCCAAAAGGUCUAUUCCAAGGCAGGAAAUCUAAACUACGCCAUAUUUGAAGUUCAGGGGAAAAUGAGCAAUCCGCCCGACUUUAUUGCCGGUUUCGAUUCUGAUUUCCUUCCUACCCCAAACUUCCUACGAGCCACGCUUCCACAUCUGUUGGAAGAUCAGAAUGUGGGACUAGUCGGUCCAUUUCAAGAUUUUUAUAACUUACCCCCUGGAGAUCCGCUUGCCCAAAGUUUAGAGGUAUACCGGGAGCUUGUGUUGCCCAACCUGAACGAACGUGGCUCGAGUUUAGCGACAGGCUCUGGAUAUGUUAUGCGUCGUCAGCUGGCGAUCGAUGUGGGAGGAUUUCCGACGAUAAAUGAAGUCGAUGACAUGACUCUGUCGGUGAUACUUACAUCAUAUGGGAAGCGCGUGGUGGCCCUUUAUGAAAUGCUUCAGUUUGGGCGCGUGCCGGCAUCUUUGGAAGGCCACGUCAGGCAGAGACGAAGAUGGAUAACUGGUGGGACACAGAUGCUUGCCACACCCUGGACAGCGCCCAAGGAUUCUAUUCCGCAUGCGUCUAGAAUACACCUGUCGCUCAUUGGCGCUAUGAUGAUUUGGUCACUCCUAAACCAGAGCGUCGGAUGUGCCAUCAUCGGCCCUGCUUUGAUGUCGGGGCAACCGCUUCUCCCGGGUAUUAUGCCGAAGCUCCAAAUUGUGCUGUCUCUGAUCACGUUUGGGUUCGUUUGGCUCUACGAAUGGCUCAAGUCUGCAGUAACGGGUUUUCGACUUGCCACCUUCGCCCAUAUGAAUGACCUAUGGAUGUGUACUGACCGACUACUCACUUCCAUCCGAUUCCACCUUUUCGGAUCCCAAGCUGGUAGGGUUUUAGUGACUGGCAGCGCCCAGAACAGUUGGAACAAUCCCAACAAGAUCCCCACCCGAGCUUCACAGCUUAAAGGCGAUCUUUGGGAUUCUGGAGUCGGCUAUAACGUGCUGUUUAUAAUCGCCGCCCUCACCGGAAUGACAUAUUCAGCCAUGUACUCCAUCGAGAGCAAGUCCGGCUGGCAAUCUCAUGCCAUGACUACCUUGCUGUGCCCUCCUGCUUUUUUUAUGUGUUACAUCACACUGUCCUGCCAUAUUAUCCCCGUUUUGUGCGUGAUAUGGCCACCUCAUUAUCCCUCUCGUGAGGCUGUCUUCGAAACUCAUCCAAGUGAUCCCCGUGCCGUAUUUCCUUCCGAGAGAGUCCGACAACACAACGUACGUCAAAAGGUUAAGCCUCUCGGAAUUCGUGGUCAUUCGUUGCUUUUCCCAGUUUAUCUGACUCUCAUGGCUACGUUUUACUUUUUGUAUCUUUGA
Aspergillus affinis is the source of this 1635-nucleotide messenger RNA. Its product is annotated as glycosyltransferase family 2 protein. The transcript has 2 exons. The record is from RefSeq and is a predicted model, not a curated record. Lineage: Eukaryota; Fungi; Ascomycota; Eurotiomycetes; Eurotiales; Aspergillaceae. The coding region runs from base 1 to 1635 and encodes 544 amino acids.